Messenger RNA from Pogonomyrmex barbatus (red harvester ant), 2134 nucleotides. RefSeq lists its product as uncharacterized. NCBI's taxonomy places the organism in Eukaryota, Metazoa, Arthropoda, Insecta, Hymenoptera, Formicidae. Gene Ontology annotation, biological process: intracellular signal transduction; receptor guanylyl cyclase signaling pathway; cGMP biosynthetic process. Gene Ontology annotation, cellular component: plasma membrane. The record is from RefSeq and is a predicted model, not a curated record. Gene Ontology annotation, molecular function: peptide receptor activity; adenylate cyclase activity; guanylate cyclase activity.
AGAGAGAGAGAGAGAGCACUUAAUACAAUCAUCGCCAAUGCUUUCUCUCUGGGGCCAGAGAUACAGAGUAGGAAAAGGAGGAGAGAUACAGGAAGAAGGAGGCGAUAAAGAGAAAGAGAAACCGAGAAAGGACGAAAUCCGCGAGGCUUCCACCACGUGUCCCUCGUUCCUCUCGAUUGUACACGCUAUGUCGCCGCGCAACGGUUCUUGCGUGGCGGAAGUGAGCUCCGUGAGGAGCCUCUCAUCGGACGAUGUUUCGGCCAAGGCGAACCGGAAGAAGUCGUGUUGGGCCCGCGCGACCGACCCGGCGCAUCGUCGCGGUCGGCGGAUCCAGCUGCUGCAGAUGCUGGUGCUGCCCUUCAUACCGAUCCUCGCCCUGAUCGUGCAAACCGCCAACACUCUCCAUGACAUCCUGAUCUACCGCCAGGAGGUGUCUGACAUAGAGACGCAGGUGACGAUAGCGACGGAUCUGGGCAAAAUGGUUACCAGGAUGCAGCUGGAGAGAUCCGAAGUGGCCUUCUUCAUCUACACCAAUGGCAACACUUUGAGGUCGAACUUGACGCAGAGAUUCGCCAUAACCGACCAGGAUCUCCACAACAUGAGCACGUGGCCGUUGGUGUCUGUGCCCAGGGACGAGAGCAAGACGCAAAAAUACGACGUGGUGAGCAAGGAGGCCUUCCAAGCACGCCUGGAGGACUUCAGGCAGAAAAUAAGCUCGGAGAGCAGCAUCACCGAGGUGAUGACGUGGUACACGAACGUGAACGCCGCUAUGCUGGACCACCUGACUAAUCAGAUCAAGGAGACGGACAACAGCGGGGUGUGGAGGUAUCUGAUAGCCUUCAAGAAUCUUUUGCGGAGCAUCGAGAGCCUCGGUAUCGCCUCCGUCGAGGGAAUCAAUUACUUCGGCCGAGGUAUUCUUCUCGGGGAUAACUACAUUAGUUACGUCCGCCACGAGGCACUGGGCCGCGACCUCUUGAAUGCCGCCCUGACGUACGUGCCAUCCCUGAAGAAGUUUUACAACGAAAUCACGCGCACCAUGCCCGAUUACGGCAAGAUCAAGGCAAGGCGGGACGAGAUCCUGCGGAAUCAAAAGAGGGAGCCGAGCGUGGAGGAUGCAAUCACUUACUUCGACUCGAUGGCCACUUACAUCGACGAGCUGCGUAAGCUGCAGCGGGAAUUGCGUCACAUGAUAAGGGAUUACGUCAAUUCGACGUUACAAGAUGCGAGCAACAAGGAAGUCGCAGGGAUCGCUAUUGUCGUUCUGGUGUUGGUGGUAUCCCCCAUCAUUAUCAUACUGAUGCGCAACGCCGUCGCCACCAUUCAGAUGUACGCCGCGAAUUUGUCUCAAAAGGCACGCGAACUCAAACGUGAGAAGAGAAAAAGCGACACUUUGCUUUUCCAAAUGCUUCCACCUAGCGUUGCCCAGCAACUCAAGCAGACUCAACAGGUACCAGCGGAGUAUUACGAGGCGGUGACUGUCUACUUCAGCGACAUAGUCGGUUUCACGGAGAUCGCCGCGGAAAACACACCUCUCGAGGUGGUGACGUUCCUCAACUCGAUCUACAAGCUGUUCGACGCGCGAAUCGAGUGUUACGACGUCUACAAGGUGGAGACCAUCGGGGAUUCUUACAUGGUCGCUUCUGGUCUACCUGUUAGAAAUGGUAAAAGUGACAAGCACGUGUCCGAGAUCGCGACCAUGGCGUUAGAUCUGCUGGCGGCAUCGUCCGUGUUCCAGGUGCCCAAACGCCCUGGCGAACGGCUGCAGAUACGAAGCGGGGCCCACACCGGUCCCGUCGUGGCCGGUAUCGUCGGCAGCAAGAUGCCUCGUUAUUGCCUCUUCGGCGACACCGUGAACACCGCGAGUCGCAUGGAAUCGACCGGUGAAGCUUUACGGAUUCACAUCAGCUUGGAAAUGAAGAAGGCGCUCGACGCGGUGGGCGGUUUCAAAAUCGAGCACCGUGGUCUCGUUGACGUGAAAGGCAAGGGCCUCAUGGACACUUACUGGUUGGAAUGCAAGGACGGCGGUAUCGCGCGCGCUGCCGAGCUCGAUCUGCCAUCAUUCUUCGAAGACGUGCGACCGGUCUUCAUGCGGCGCCUUCGCGAAGAGGGCACUCUCUGAUGCGAGCCGUAUUCC